AGUUAGAAUCCCUACUGUAUGCUUUCCUUGGUGCUUUAUAUUCAUUCUUCUUAACUACUCAUAAUAACCUUAAGCUAAGUGGAAGUUAGCCCGACUUUAUAGAUGAAGAGUCUGAGACUCAGAGAAGUUAAAUGACUCCAAAAGCUAUACAGUAAAAGUGAUAGCAAGCAUAAGUUUGAAUCCAUGUCUGACAUCAAUAUCCACUCUCCUUCCACUGUACGCUUAAGUAGAACUCUGAUGGUAGCACUUUUAAAUGUUUAGAUUAAUCCACUGCUUCAAUCAGUAUACUAUAGCUAUAUCCACUGCUGCUUUGUGAUGGGUAGAACCAAAAAAAAUGUUACCAUUAAACAAGUAUAUAUACAAAACCUAUAUAGAAGUUUUUUCUCCCCCCCCCCCCCCCCUCAAAUCACUUACUAGUCCAUACUGAGUCAACAUCAGGUGAGUUCCAAAUCAUUCCUGCCUGGUUUUCCUCUCUUUUCCUCUGUCCUUCUCCCCUUCCAUUUUUGCUCUCUCCUCAGAAUCCACUUGCUUCUGGCUAAUAGUUGGUUCUGUCUUACUAAUUGGGGGGAAUGGAAAGGAGGGCAUUACAGAUUUUCCCUAGCCUAUGUAUAGGAAUGAGAGGAAAGGAGAACAGCCCCUCAUUCUUCAACCUCAAUGAAAAAGCUGCAAGAUAAGUAAUUUUGUUACUAAUAUUGACUGCACUGUAAUAGGCGUCCUGUGUUGUGCUAUCACCCUAAUUGGCUCUUCUGCAAUUUACAAAAUAUCCUUUUCUUGUAGAGAGAGUGGGUCAAUACGUGACUGAAUAUCACAGUUAUUGGGGGGGGGGGUGCUGUAAAUAAUCGUUGAGUGCUUAAUAUAUGCCAGGCACCAUGAAAAAAAAAAAGCUCUUUGCAAACAUUCUCACUCGUGAGGUUUUCUUUUAUAUACUACUAUCUUUUUUUUUUUUUUUAACUGGAGAUGGAAGAGGUUACUUACUGAAUGUCGCAGAUAAGUGUCAUCGCAAACCCAGGUGUAUGUUCUUUCUGCCUGUUUUCUUCUGCAGUUGUACCCCAACAAUCUUAGGCCACUGUGCUUUAAUUUUUUUUUUUUAAACAGUUAUUUAUUUUUGAGACAGAGCAUGAACAGGGGAGGGUCAGAGACAGAGGGAGACACAGAAUCUGAAACAGGCUCCAGGCUCUGAGCUGUCAGCACAGAGCCCUACGCAAGGCUUGAACCCACGGACCCUGAGAUCAUGACCUGAGCCGAAGUCGGACACUUAACCGACUGAACCACCCAGGCGCCCCUGUGCUUUAUGUGCUUUAAAGGCAUACUAGUGAUCACUAGUGUAGCUAAGUCUUCCCAUCUAUCCCUUCUGCUAAAGAAAAAAUAAGUUGUGGUGGCUGGGGGACUUGAAGUGAUAUCCACGUCAAGGAAAUCUGGCAAAGCCCCCUGCGGAAAGCAUGAAGCCUGCAGCUCGUGACCUUGAAGGCCAGGGCUUUGCCCAUCCGUCCUGCAUCCCGAGCCGGCCUCUGUGAUGGGAAGAAAAGCAACUGAUGAUACUGUGGACAGAAUAUUCAUGAGUCCAACGCGGAGGUUUUGUCAGGGGUGGGGCACGAGCCCAGGUCCGCCCGCGGUGCCCAUUCCCUCCUUCACAUACGCUCCCCAGGCGUGCCGACUUCCAGAGAGGAAGGACGUUUCCCGGGAGACGGGAGAGAUUUGGUGGCAGCUGAAGCCGCUGCAGGGAAUGAAUUUACCCAGGGAACUGGGAAAGGGCCAGCAGUUUCCGCUCCAGGAACAGCUAGCUCCCGGGAAGUCUUGACCUCUUUCCUAGCUUCGCGAGCUAUUGGAACGCUAGUCCCAGGUGGCCGAACAGCAGGAUACUCCGCUAGUGGGUCAUAGUGGGGAGUGAGCCGAGCUGGGCCAGCUGACAGCCCCCUCCCCGCCCCUUCCGCUUCCGUCGGGCUCCUCCCUCCUUCUGGUGGUGCUAGGGCUUCGCCGCCGGCGGCCGGAAGCCACGCGGCUCUUACGCCCUAUGGCCGCCGCGGGGUCCGCGAAGGUGGCGUUGCGGGUGGCGGAAGUGCUGGAGACCAUCGUGAGCUGCUGCGUGGGACCCGAGGGGCGGCAAGUUCUGUGUACGAAGCCCACCGGCGAGGUGCUGAUCAGUCGGGAUGGAGGCUGCCUUCUGGAGGCGCUACACUUAGAACAUCCCAUAGCCAGGAUGAUGGUAGCCUGUGUUUCCAGUCAUCUAAGAAAAACAGGAGAUGGUGCUAAAACAUUUAUUAUCUUUCUUUGUCACUUACUCAGAGGACUUCAUGCAGUAACAGACAAAGAACAGGAUUCUUUGAUUUCCAAAAAUAUUCAAACCCAUAGAAGGCAUUGGAAAAAUUGUUGUCAGUGGAAAUUUAUUUCUCAGGCUCUUCUGAAGUUUCAGACACAAGUAUUAGAUUAUAUUAUGGGCCACUACUUAAGCAAACACUUUUUGUCCAUCUUUUCUUCAUCCACUAAAGAGAGAACAUUGUGUAGAAGCUCUUUAGAGUUGCUCUUAGAAGCAUACUUUUGUGGAAGAGUGGGAAGAAAUAAUCAAAAAUUUAUUUCACAAUUGAUGUGUGACUACUUUUUCAAGUGUAUGGCUUGUGAAAGUGGAUGUGAAGAAGUAUUUGAGUUAGUGGAUGACUAUUUUAUAGAGUUGAACGUUGGUGUCACUGGCCUUCCUGUCUCAGAUUCCAGGAUCAUAGCUGGGCUUGUGCUUCAUAGAGACUUUUCUGUAUACUGUCCAGCAGAUGGUGACAUAAGAAUAGUGAUAGUAACAGAGACUAUUCAGCCCCCUUUUUCAACUUCUGGAUCAGAGUUUAUUUUAAAUUCAGAAGCACAGUUUCGGACAUCUCAGUUUUGGAUUAUGGAAAGGACAAAAGCAAUCAUGAAACAUUUACAGAGUCAGAAUGUAAAAUUGCUGCUGUCUAGUGUGAAACAACCAGAUUUAGUUAUUUAUUAUGCAGGACUGAAUGGCAUAUCUGUCGUGGAGUGUUUAUCUUCUGAAGAAGUAUCUCUUAUCCAGAGGGUUGUUGGUCUUUCUCCCUUUGUAUUGCCAUAUACCUCUUCGCGGUAUGAAACCUGUAACACUGCUUUGAUGAAUUUUUGUAAGCCCCUUAUCCUUAGAUCCAAAAGGUAUGUUCAUCUUGGCUUGAUUGGCACAUGUUCGUUUAUACCACACUGUAUAGUACUUUGUGCACCAGUGCAGGGUCUUGUGGAACAGCAUAAAAGUGCUUUACAUGGAGCAUUUAAAAUGCUUCGGCAGUUAUUUAAAGACCUUGAUCUAAAUUACAUGAUACAAGCCAGUGAUCAAAAUUAUGCAUCAAGUCCUCUUACCUACAAGAAUAGCAGAGAAAGUACGCCAUUGCCAGAAAUUGUUAAUGGCUCAAUGCAAAGCCCAUAUCAGGGCACAGUUGUAGAGAACAAAGGUAAGCUGGCAACAACUCAAACAUAUUUAAAAGUAUAUUCAAAUUUUGUAGUUCCAAGUGUAGAAUUAGAAACACAUAUUCCACGUUCAAUACCAAAAGUGACACCAACAGAUACAUACCAGACAGAUGAAACAUUGAGAUAUUUAUCUCUAGCCAGGAUAGUUGAUGACAGUGAACCAUUUAUGGAGAGUAAUUCUGCUAAUUCAACAACAGAAAACACUAGAAUAGAAAUUUCUUGUGAAAAUUUACAAGUCACAGAAAUUGCUGGAAGGGGAAGCAUGUUAGCAGUGAGAGAGAAGUCACUGGAGAUGUGUACAUCCCACGGUUACUGCUUCUCAUCUAUACCAGCAGGUUGUGUUUUGCCAGUGGGUGGUAAUUUUGAGUUUUUGUUACAUUACUAUCUUCUUAACUACGCCAAAAAAUGUCACCAAUCAGAAGAAACUAUGGUUAGCGUGAUAAUAGCUAAUGCUCUUUUAGGCAUUCCUCAAAUCCUGUAUAAGUCUAAGAAGGGAAACUAUAGCUUUCCACAAAUAUAUGUAAGAACUCUCCAUGCGAUACAAACCCAUCAACCCAUGGUAAGCAGUCAGACAGGUUUGGAAUCGGUAGCUAGUAAAUACCAAUUACUAACUUCCGUUCUUCAAUGUUUAACAAAAAUUUUAACCAUUGAUUUGGUAAUCAAUAUUAAGAGACAACCUCAGGAAGUUUAUGAUCAAGAUUCAGAAGAGGAAGUAUAAAAUUGGAAGUUUUUUUAUUAACCAAAAUUUUAACCCAACUCAAGCCAUAAAGUAAAAAAUGUGACCACUGAUUCUCAAAUCAAUUUGGUCUAGUUAGGAAAACAUCAAAACUUAAAAAAAAUCUUUAGAAGAACUACAGUAAGAGGCUAGCAGACAUUCAGACCAAAUAUUAGACAACAUUCUGGAACUGUUCUGAGGAGGAAGCCUUCACAUGAGGGAAGCCAAGAUAUGACUGUAUGUCUUUCUUCCCCUUAAAUUUCCCUGUGUCUCAGCUCUGUGUUAGUCCGUGUAUAUGCGAGAGGGUGUUCCUUUAUAGUCCUUCUUACUUUUCUGUACAUUUUUUCACUCUCUUCAUCUGUCCUCCUUGCCUUUCUGUAUUUAUUUAGUUCAUAGGAUUAUUUAAUCUGAGAUUUGGAUAAGGUCUUCAAAUGUCAUCCUAUUCUAAUUGUUUAUAAUAUUAAACAUUAUUUGCUUCAUUCAAAAUAAUGUAUUUUCUCUAUUCCUAAUUUCUAAAAAGCAAUGAAUAAAAAGUCUUGAUUUCUUUUCUCAAGAAGCAUAUAAACUAAAUUAGUUUUUACUUUUAUAUAUCCCCUUAUUUAUUUCUGUUUUAUGUGGAAAAGCCUGGAUAUAUUUUUUCUACUGUCCAUACACCACUGAAUAUGUAACUAGAAAUAUGACUUUGUGCAUUGCAAACUUACUUUCAUUUCUGUAGUUAAAAGUUAAUUUCAGAAAGCUUAUGAAAUUCAUACUGUAUUUUCUCCUGUUUUCUAAGAGCUUGUAAAAAUAAUUCACGUAUUUGCUGGUUUUUCUUAUAUUUGGUGCAUAGCCAGAGUUCAUUUGUAAUAAAGAAUUUGAAAAUUAUUUCUAAUGUGAAUUUCAUAUAUUUAUAUUUUAUUAUAAAGGUUUAUAAGUGCAAAUGAUGUGCAUCUAGCUGUAGAUAAGGACAGUGUCCUCUACUUUUAAUAGUUCUCUGUAACAGCCAAAACACCACUAUGUUUAUACCAAGUAUUCAGAAGUGCCUGUUGAAUAAAACUGUUACCUUAAUCCAUUCUCCUAAGUACAUGUUUCCAACUUAUGAAGUCAACAAAUUCUUUUUUUUUUUUAAUGUUUUUAUUUAUUUUCAAGAGACAGAGAGAAACAGAGUACAAGUGGGGAAGGGGCAGAGAGAGAGGGAGACAGAAUCUGAAGCAGGCUCCAGGCUCCGAGCUAUCAGCACAGAGCCAGAUGCGAGGCUUGAACUCAGGAACCACAAGAUCAUGACCUGAGCUGAAGUUGGUCACUUAGCCCACUGAGCCACGCAGGCACCUCACAAAGUCAACAAAUUCUUAAUGAGUGCUUUUCAUGUGCCAAAUGCUGACUCCACUGUGGUAAACUGUAGUUCCUGCCUCCAUACCCCUUUCCUGAAAAGGUAAUGACACUAUGUUGGAUUGAUAUUGAAUUUAGGAAACCUGAUUUAAAAAUUUUAAUUACAGUAAAACUUGAAAAAGCGAUGACUAAGAACAUAUUAAACUAACAUCUUGCAGUAUCUCAUGAUCUUUUAAAUUAACUGUAAUUUCAUUUUUUUAAGGUUUAUGCCAUAUGAUAGCAUUAUUUCAUUUCUGAGAUGGAGAGAGUAAAUUAAUUCUGUUUCUUGUACUGAAUUCAUAGAUGUAUGAACCUACUGUAAUAUUGCUGUACAAUUUUUUCCAUUCACUUUUUAAAUUGCCUGUUAGAUCAUUAGAUAGUUUUACUUUAUUUUAUUGUUGCUAUUUUAAAUACACUGUCAUUGAAGGCAUUCAAAGGCUUUUCUAGCCGUGCCCAGACAUAUGUCCUUGCAUAUGGUAGGCAUUUUAUAGCUAUAAAUAAUCAGGAGUCCAGAAGCCCCUUUGUAAGCUGGGCCUGGGUCUUUGUAUGUUUGGCACCUGGUCUAAUAUCUGGCACACAAUGGUAGCCAAUAAAUGUCUGUUGAAGAACUAUUUGUUGACUGAAUCAGUCAUUUGAUCCUCAUAGAUGAGGUCAUAAUUAUUUCUGUCAAAGAUUCAUGGGAAAGAAUCUGUUUUGGGGGAGAAAGAGCAGAAAAUGUAGAACAGGUCUACACGAAGCAACCUUUUUUCUUUUAAAUCUCUUCUAAUCUCUUUUAAAAA
Messenger RNA from Acinonyx jubatus (cheetah), 6294 nucleotides. It is a transcript of the gene BBS10, whose product is annotated as Bardet-Biedl syndrome 10. Lineage: Eukaryota; Metazoa; Chordata; Mammalia; Carnivora; Felidae. The coding region runs from base 2012 to 4171 and encodes 719 amino acids. Gene Ontology annotation, molecular function: ATP binding. Gene Ontology annotation, biological process: chaperone-mediated protein complex assembly. The record is from RefSeq and is a predicted model, not a curated record. The transcript has 2 exons.